Paralichthys olivaceus (Japanese flounder) is the source of this 316-nucleotide messenger RNA. The record is from RefSeq and is a predicted model, not a curated record. NCBI's taxonomy places the organism in Eukaryota, Metazoa, Chordata, Actinopteri, Pleuronectiformes, Paralichthyidae.
AUGAGGAGCUGCUGAUCGAGCGCAGCAUCCACAAAGGAACCAUCAACCCUGGAGAGGAGAAGCAGACGGUGGAGUACAAGAGCCUGAUCGCCAGACUGGAGUACACCAUCCGAGUGCGCUGCGACGAGCACUACUACGGCAGCAAGUGCAACAAAGUGUGUCGUCCCCGCGAUGACUACUUUGGCCACUACGUGUGCGAUCAGCAGGGAAACCGAGGCUGCAUGGAGGGUUGGACCGGGCCCGACUGCAAGACAGCCAUCUGCAAACAAGGAUGCAGCGUCCUGCACGGGACGUGCAGCGUCCCGGGGGAAUGCAA